AUCCCAACAUUCUUGAUGCGAAUGCUAGGAUUUUUGGCUAUGUACCUGCUGUUCCACCGCCUGCUGUUUCACUGCACGACCGGCCACAUUGUGGUUAAGGCAAGUGAUUCACUAGAUCAACCACAGAGGAACUGCCGCCUGCACAAACGAAUGGUCAAUCCGCGUGAGCUUCUCAACGAUUUUGCUGCAAUCAAGGGAGCAGGGACCGGUGGAGCUGCUCUUAAAAAUACUGCUAGAUCCGCUGACCGUGCAACUUCUUUUUAUGAAACUGGAGGAGCGUUGCCAGGAACGGGAACGGGAGCAGGAGCAGAUCCUAAGUCCAAGACGCCCUCCGAAAAGGACUGCGAGGUGCACACAAAGUGCAAUAUUAAGACGGUCAUCACGCCCGGCGAUCCCAAGCAGAAAUCCUCGAUGAUAGCCAUGAAAGCUGCCCAGGAUGCCAAGGCGGCCAGUGAGGCGCAAUCGGCGGCUGGCCAGGCGGCAGCCCAUCAUAUUAAGAUGGAGCUCGCGGAGAAGGCUUUCCAAUCGGCCAAGGCCGCCGAGGCCGCUCUGAUGGGCAAGCAGAUGAUGGUCGAUCAGCUGGAGCAGGAGGUCCAGGAAGCGGAUGCCGUGGUGGAGGAGGAGACCAACUCCAUCCACCACACGGAGGCCAAUAUGAAUGCCGCAGUUGAUGCGGUGAAAGUGGCCACCCAGCAAUUCGAGACGAUCAGUGAGCUGCAGAAGACCGCCAAGGAGGCUCUGGUCAAUAUCCAGACGGUGGCCCUCGGGACGCAACAGGAAAUGGCCGCCAAGACGCAGCUCCUGGAAGCCGCUCGCAAUCGGAUGGCCCUGCUCCAGAAACAGCUGCUGAGUGCCCACGACGACUACGAGCAGACCAAGCAGGCGGCUUACAAGGCAGCCUGUGCCGCCGUGGAGGCCAAACAAAGGGCGGGUCCCGCCCUCGCACCAUAUUAUAUUUUUUAAAAUUUUAUUACUUUAAUUGUUCAGUUAAUUCUUCCAUGCCUUCUAAAAAUAUUCCAGGUAAU
Drosophila takahashii is the source of this 1025-nucleotide messenger RNA. RefSeq lists its product as uncharacterized. The record is from RefSeq and is a predicted model, not a curated record. Lineage: Eukaryota; Metazoa; Arthropoda; Insecta; Diptera; Drosophilidae.